Molecule: messenger RNA, 669 nt
Organism: Daphnia carinata
Lineage: Eukaryota; Metazoa; Arthropoda; Branchiopoda; Diplostraca; Daphniidae
Exons: 4
Coding region: 80-592 (170 amino acids)
Source: RefSeq, a predicted model, not a curated record
UGGAAAAUCUACUGCCUCUCCCACUGGUAACCGGUGUUGGUUUAGUGAGUGCUGCUCCAGUUUUGCCAUACCACCUAACAUGGCACUGUGCAAAUUGACUCAAUGCUGUUGCGGUUGCUCGCUCCAAACAGGAACCAAAGUGAUUGGCGUAUGGUUUUUGAUAGGUGCAACUGGAGGAUUUAUUCAGGCUUUUAGUCAGAUGCUUGCAAGUUUCGAUCGAGAUGAUGGAGACCGUAUGCUUCUCGACUCCAUCAGCUGGAUGAUCGGAUCAAUUGCUGCGAUGGCAGCCACUGUUUCUGUACAAGUAGCCGCCUGGAACAACCGCCAUCCUGUGCUCAUCGUACCUUGGCUCGUAUUAAAAUCCGUAUCUUUAACUGUAGGCAUUGCCUUCGUGUCCUACAUGGGUAUUAUGUCAAUAAGAGGUAAUGGCAGUUCCAGUGGUAUUGUGUACUUUGCUGGUGCCUUUAUUGCAACAGCCAUAGUUUCCUAUUCCUGGUUGGUAAUCUACAGUUAUUACCAAGAACUAGUCGCGACUGGGAAGAAGUUAGUGAAAUGCGACGAAGAGAAUGAGAUGAAAUUUGGCGAAUGUUAACCUGGCAAGUAGGCUGCAGUCUGCACUUGUUGAAUAGAGACGGGGUAACACUCCUUGUGUAGGAUUUCCUAGUGAGC